AUGUGGCAUAAGAAAAAAGAUAAAUCAACUAUUAAAUUACCAUUAAUUACUCGUUUACCAUCACCGCGUAUUGAAGAACUUGAAAAUGAAUUUAUGAAUGUAUUGAAAAACAUGUAUAACAAUUCAGAAACAUCAAAUUAUGAAAAAAGAAAAUAUACCACUGUAGUGGAUCUUUUUAAUUUAAAUAAUACUUUAAAAGAAACGAUUGAAGAAUGUAAUCAAUAUCAAACAAUGUUUCAUGCUAGUAAACGAUUAUUACUAACUCGAUCAGUAGAUGAUUUUGCUAAUAUAUCAAUAAAACCUUAUCUCUAUUCAUCAUUAAGUUCUCAAUUCAUUUAUCAAUCAUGUUUAAAAAAUAAAGUAAGACGAUCAAAUUACUCAGAUAAAUCAUUAACGAAUAUUUCAAAAUGUCAAAUUAGAGAAAUAACCGAUUCUUCAAUAAAAUUGCUUUUAGAAUUAACUAAUACAUCAAAAACAUAUAAUAAAUCUGAAUUAUGUUUAAAAAAAGAAAAUUCUCCUAUGAAUCAUAAAUUAUCAUUACAUUGGGAUGAAAGUUCUUUAAAAUUAACCUCAAAACAUGAUCAACAACAAGAAUCAGCAGCUAUUAUCGAAAUUGAACAUCAAUCAUAUAGUUCAAUAUCAUCAUCAUCGAUUGAUUUUAGUAAACCUCUUGAAAAAUCAUAUUCAUCUCCAUUACCUAUGAAUACAAAUCAUUUAUCUAGUAAUAACAAAAAUAUUCAAAGUGCACAUCUAAUCGAUCAAUAUCAAUAUGAAAAUAAGAAUCGAAUAUCUUUAUAUUCAUGUAUUAGUGAAAUGGAAAAUGAUGAAUCAACGAAAACAAUCAGUUCUGAUGACGAAAAUGUUAAGCAUAAUCUUUUUCAAUAUCAAGAUACUAUCAAUAAGAAAAAUAUUCGACAUAGAUGGAGUUUAUUUGAUAUCUGGGAGACAACGAUAGCUAAGUUACCACCUAUUUUAAAUUGUAUUUGGCGACAACGAUUAUAUCGUACGGGAUCAAGAGAAUUUCUACUUGAAUAUGAUCAAACACUACCGACAAACAAUAAUAAUCAUCGAACCAAUAUAAUGCAUGAACAACGUUAUGUUGAACAAGAACGUCCAAUCAAUACACAUUUUGGUGUUGCUCUGCUUGCCUUAUUGAUAUUUCCACCUGUUGGUAUAUUAGCUAUUAUUCUAAGUAUAUGGUCAUUAUGCGGUAAACAAGAUCGACAUUUAUCUCGAAAAUUUGGCAAUGCUGCUUAUUGGAUUUCUAUAUUAGCUAUUUGUUUUUCGUUUCUGUUGCUUUUUACUCUAUUCACAUAUUUUACCUAUCAAUACUUAAUUAAUCGACCGAUCAUAAUCAAUCACUAUUACACUACUCCUUGGACACGUCAUUCAUUAACAAAAGAUAUUGACUAUGUUUGA
Molecule: messenger RNA, 1419 nt
Organism: Rotaria sp. Silwood1
Lineage: Eukaryota; Metazoa; Rotifera; Eurotatoria; Philodinida; Philodinidae
Source: the annotation of a GenBank genome assembly